UGCUUGAAGCUGAAAUUCAGCACUAGUUCAGAACUAGUUCAGCACUUCUGACAUGCACAGUCUUCUGCUAACUUUUGUUUAGUCUGUUUCAGCCAGCACUAGAAGUUUUUCAGCAUCUCCUUUACUCAGAUUUUAUGAAACUUUGGUAGAUGGAAACAUGGAGUCAUGUUGAAAGCAUUUAGUCAUUCUUCAUGAAUGGUACCAUUCAAGUUGCUAAUGGAAUUCUUUUUUAGUUACAGGCCAAUAGUAGAUUAUAUUGACACGCAGUUUGAAAAUUAUUUGCAAGAAGAGCUAAAAAUCCGACGUUCCCUCUUUAAUUAUCAUGAUACAAGAAUCCAUGUCUGCCUUUAUUUUAUCACUCCAACUGGCCAUUCAUUGAAGUCCUUGGACCUGGUGACCAUGAAAAAGCUAGAUAGUAAGGUGAACAUUAUUCCUAUCAUUGCCAAGGCUGACACUAUUUCCAAGAGUGAGUUGCACAAGUUUAAGAUUAAGAUAAUGAGCGAACUGGUCAGUAAUGGAGUGCAGAUCUAUCAGUUCCCCACUGAUGAUGAUGCUGUAGCUGAGAUUAACUCUGUGAUGAACGCUCAUCUGCCAUUUGCUGUUGUGGGAAGCACAGAAGAAGUAAAAGUGGGAAAUAAAACGGUGAGAGCUCGGCAGUAUCCAUGGGGUGUUGUACAAGUUGAAAAUGAAAGCCACUGUGAUUUUUUGAAACUGCGGGAAAUGCUGAUCCGUGUCAAUAUGGAAGAUCUUCGGGAGCAAACUCAUGCUCGCCACUAUGAACUUUAUAGGCGAUGUAAGCUAGAAGAAAUGGGCUUCAAGGAUACUGAUCCUGACAACCAGCCAUUCAGCCUUCAAGAAACGUAUGAGACCAAAAGAAAAGAGUUCCUUUGUGAACUGCAAAAAAAAGAGGAGGAAAUGAGACAGAUGUUUGUGAACAAGGUCAAGGAGACUGAGUCUGAACUGAAGGAAAAGGAGAGAGAACUGCAUGAGAAGUUUGAACAUCUCAAGCGAAUACAUCAGGAAGAGAAGAGGAAGGUGGAGGAGAAGAGAAGAGAGCUAGAGGAGGAGAUGAAUGCCUUCAACAGGCGGAAGGUGGCUGUUGAAACUCUGCAGUGUCAGUCCCUGCUAGCCACUUCACAGCAGCCACUGAAGAAAGAUAAAGACAAGAAAAAUUAAUCUCACACAUAGAUUACAAUGCCAUGAGUGGACUCUGUAUAUUCAUAUAUAUGUUAAUUGCUUGUUUUCCCACCCUGUGAAUACUUCUGCCAUCCCACUGUGCAAAGGAAGCAGCAUGAAAAACUCAUCACCUGCCUUCUUUCAAGAAUGAAUGGUGACCAUGCAGGAGAUUAGCAUUAUUAAGAAAGAGAAUGAUUUGCUUUGCCUUUGCAGAUUCAAGGUGGAAAUUCUUCACACUUUUAGUUCUGAAAUGUUGGGGAUUUAAUUUAAGCAUAUUUGUUUUAAGCUCUUUGAAUGACCGUAUGUGUAUCAAGUGGCCCUAAAUAUGUCUAGUCAAUAUUUAAGAUGCAAUGGAGGCAGAGAGAAAGCAGCGUAAACUUUGCCAUUGGGAACCUGUUUUAUUUUCAUUUUUUGGAAUUUAUUUUGAGACCGAGAUAACCAGAAUGUUACUUUUGAUCAAAAACUAUUUUGAGGCAACACUUUUAACUUUAUAUUGAAAUAAGGAAUAUAAUAUGACCAAGUUUGGAGUUUCUGUUGAUGACUGAAAUAUUACUCCAGGCAAGUUUUAAGAGGACAUAUGUUUGCUAUAGGAUCUAGAGGAGAUAUGUAAGUCCUGUAAUUAAUUCUAUCCUCAGAUUUCUAAAUUAAAAAUGUCUCCAAAAUCAGUGGUAGAACAUAGAAAAUCACACUUUACUUUUUAAAAACCACAUCCAACAUUAAUCUCCUUUUAAAGAUGGUUCUUUCCCCUUAAGUACAACUAUGGUUUUUAGCAAAGUUGGUUUUGGUGAUUUUAAAAUAGUUCAUAAUUAUUGAAACUUUCAAGUAAGUACUAUAAUUUGUUGAUUAUGAUAGAGGUAAGGCAAAAAAAUGGAGAUAGCAUUGACAGCAGGGGUUUGAAAAAAAUUAGGCCAAUGAAAAUUAGGCCAGUUAAAAUGUUUAGAGGUUUUCAAAUCAUAUUUUUGUGCUGAUUUAAAUUAUUACUUAUAUACAGUCUGCUUUUUAAAUGCAUCUUGUCUCUUUUGUUACCUGCUUUGGGGAAAUGUACAACUGAAACGUGAGUCUGAAAAGGCUAGCUUAGUACAUGACAGGCAGUCCUGGGGAUCCAGUUGGUCUGUUUGUUGCCUAUGGAGAUCCAAAUUAACACUGGACUGUAGAACUCAAAGGGACCUUGACAAAUGCAAGAUUCCCAACUGUACAGUGUCUCCUUGUGAUGGAAAAUCAAUUAUACAACUUUCCUAACUGCAUAAAUAAGGCUGCCAGACAAUCAAGCCAAGCUUAAGUGAAGUAUGUUUAAGCUUGAUCUUAAUGCCAUUAAAGGAUGCAAACUUUCUUUGCCGGAAAAUUGGUAAGAGAACCAAAUGCACAGCAGCUGUUAGGGCCAGUUUGUGCAUUGCAUAGAACUGGAUGGACACAUAUUUUCUCUCCCUUGCCUUACUGUCUAAUGGGCAGCUGUUCACAGAACUUUUUGCUCAGGAAGUAUUUUAGUUGCCCUUCCAUUUAAAUUUUUGUCCGUGCUAGAGUAUUGCCAGCAUUUUAUUGUUCAAACCUAACAGGCAUUUUCUUCCCUUUUCAAAAGUAGAAUUUAACUAUGUUGUGAUCCUGAGGUUCUUUGUUUUGCACAUUCUCUUGCAGAAGCUUCUUGCUUGGAUGUUGAAAUACUGUUCAGUCUUUUGUUGUUUAACCUAUGGCCAAUAUCUGAAUAUAUUGAAAAUCAUGUUACAGUAUUACUUGAUAUUUUUAAGAGAGGAAAAAACCUCAUGAAAAAAACUGUAAGGGUACUUUUUAACUGCAAGCCUGUUAGUUAUACUUUUUUAGGCUUGCAUUUUAAUCUUUUUUCUUUUAUAAAGGCUGUGCCUUUAUUAAGAUAAAUAUAUUUUCUAAAAAGCAACUGGAUAAUUAGUGAAGGUGAAUUGCAGUGCAGAAUAGAUCUAUUGUAUUGUUAUGUAGAAUUUCAGUAAUGGGUAGCAGUUCUGGUACAUGAUUGGUUACUGGCGUAAAAUAAAAUGUAUUUUUCUUUGGGGGACAAAAGUUUCUUAUGAGCCUGAAAAUUAAUGCAUACUAAGGAGACUGCAGGGCAGUAGAAUAAAAUUAUAUCAAAUAUGCAAAGUGAUGCAGCUUAGAGUUUUUCUAAUAAUUGUGAAAGCCAGUAAGAUCUCUUCUAUGCAGAAAAUAUUUUUCGUCCAGUUGGCUUUCUGGACCUCAAUUUGAUGCUGUCCUGUUUUGGAAAUUAAGAACGUGGGAGUAAUAAUAAAAUAUAAAACACAUAGAAAACAUAGCCAAAUGGCACUAUAUUUCUGAUGAAGACAUUCAGAAUGUAUGUAACAAUAUAUUAAUUAUUAUAUUACUGUUGUUAUUAUGUGAGUGCAUAUUUUAUGUUGUGUUAUGUCAUUUUCAGUGAAACAUGGGCCUCAAUUUUGCCAUUGUCUUUGUUAAUCUGUUUGUAAUAGUCUUGCCCAGUGGAAACUAAUAUCCUUUUCUUGGUUGAGGUCUGAUUUGGUACUUCAUUUUUUUCUUUAUGGGACCAAAUUGCAUUUAGUAGCUCUAUAUAUUGUUAUUUAAUAAGUUACUAGCUGUUAUAAUGUGACACUAAUCAUAAAUUAAAUCAUAAACUAAGCUUGAAGAUUUACCUCUGUUGUGUGAAGAAAAACAGGAAAACACAACAAUCAAUUUGGAUUUUCCUAUUAUUUCCUAUAUUAUUUUCUAUAAUGUUUGACUAUUGGAGAGGUGCAUCUUCCAUUGACCUUAAUUACUCCAUAUUUUCCUGUUUUUCAAAACUUGUGUAUUCUUAGUAAUGGUUCACUUUAUGGUCUAUGUUUUCAGAAGCAAAAACUUCCAUCUGGACAAUCAUACUGAAUGAUAUUUUUAAAGUGUCAACAGGAGAACCCAUCAAUUUCUUUCAUGAAGUGUUAUGUAUUGUUCUCACGUUAUACUUUUAAUAGUUUUUUAACCACUUUUUUCAGCUUCCUUUGUACUUCUUUUUAUUAAAUAUUACAUUUCAUUUUAA
This is a messenger RNA of Candoia aspera, 4180 nucleotides long. It is a transcript of the gene SEPTIN8, whose product is annotated as septin 8. NCBI's taxonomy places the organism in Eukaryota, Metazoa, Chordata, Lepidosauria, Squamata, Candoiidae. Gene Ontology annotation, cellular component: septin ring; cell division site; septin complex. Gene Ontology annotation, biological process: cytoskeleton-dependent cytokinesis; intracellular protein localization. The transcript is spliced from 7 exons. The coding region runs from base 196 to 1176 and encodes 326 amino acids. The record is from RefSeq and is a predicted model, not a curated record. Gene Ontology annotation, molecular function: GTP binding; molecular adaptor activity; GTPase activity.